GCUUGCUCACUCGGUCAGUCAAGUCGACAAAGCUGCAGUGUUUUAUAGUUUGCAAAUUAGCGCUUCUGCACAUCAUCUGACAGAGUUUUUAUCUCGCGAUUCAAGCCGGUUUGUGCGUGCAUGAAUGACGUACCCUCUUCCAAUUUUACACAGAUAAACAACAAUGUCUCAGCCUAAGCAAGAGCACGAUUUGGAACCAGCGCGAGAGAUGUUUACUAUGACGAUUGUAAACGACGCGUUGCCUUCCGAUAUUGCCAAUGCAAACAAGGAAUCGAAGCAACCAGCGGACUUCGAGGCAGCAAUCGAGGCUACUGAAUAUGGACUCUACAACUACCUACUUCUCGUAGCCAUAUUCCCUGCAGGAUGGGCAAACGUUUUUGACACAACUACAAUAUCGUAUAUUCUACCAUCGGCAGAGUGCGAUCUUCACUUAUCGUUAAACGAAAAAGGGGUGCUCAACGCCAUUAUUUACUCAGGAAUGAUCACCUCCGCUUUUCUGUGGGGAUUUUUAGCCGACACAAAGGGACGACGGUCUCUGCUUAUAUUCGGAUAUCUAGCAGAUUCUAUUUGUAAUAUUCUGAGCAGCAUGUCACAGAAUUUUUUGACAAUGCUGGUCUUUAAAUUCUUCAGCGGAUUCGUAAUAAGCGGUCCUCUUGCAAUCAGUACGACCUACCUGGCGGAGUUUCACAGCACGAAAUACAGAUCGGCGACAUUGUUCUGGACAGCGCUCUUUUCGGCAAUGGGAAACGUCGCAAUGCCAGCUCUGGCGUGGGCGAUAAUUCCCCAAUCCUGGACGUUGACGUUCUUCGAUGGUGCUUUCGUCUUCAACUCCUGGCGCAUAUUCAUUUUCGUGUGCAGCAUGCCGGCAUUCAUGGCGUUCGCGGCGCUGCUCUAUUUUCCGGAGAGUCCCAAGUACCUAAUGACUCAGGGUCGGAACGACGAGGCGAUGGCGGUCUUCCAAAGGAUGUACGCGAUGAACACUGGAAAUCCACCGGAACUAUUUCCCAUAAAAUCGCUCUCCUUGGAAGGCCAGAAGAAGAAGAUCGAACCCUCGGCCGGUCGCACUACCGUGUCCGUCUGGCAAAAUGUUCGCGGCGGGUUCGGACAGAUCAGACCGCUUUUCGUGAAGCCCUAUCUGGGCCAGUUCCUCCUCAUCCUAGCACUUCAGUUUGGGAGCAUCUUGAGUUUGAACACCGUGAGAUUAUGGAUGCCGCAACUUUUGACCUUGAUGGAAACGUACGAUUACAAAAGUCACGAUUCUGCUACUUUGUGCGACAUGAUCAGUGUGCCUAGUGUUUCAAACGCUACCUCAGACCACGGCUUCAACUCUACGACAACGAUUGACGACUGCCUUGUGCCAUUCGUACCCAGUAAGGUUUACAUCAAUUCCAUGAUCAUCUCGGCAACUACGGUUCUAGGCUUCGUGGUUGCCGGUACUCUGGUCAAUCUCAUGGGAAAAAAGAAUCUGUUGCUGUUAGCCUUCGCAUUGCCAGCGGUAGGCAUAUUUGGAUUGAAUUGGUCGCCGAGUUCCAACAUUACUUUAGGUAUCAUCGCGAUCUACAUUGCGUUGACAAGCCUUUCCACAACCACAAUCAUCACUUUCUGUGUCGAUCUGAUGCCAACCUCUCUCAGGACAAUGGCCGUGGGUCUGACCAUGUCGAUUGGACGGAGUGGCGCGAUGAUCGGGAACGUUGUUUUUCCAAUUCUCUUGGUGACAGGUUGCUUCGCGCCCUUCAUUUUUGUUGGCGGAUUCCUAAUCUUCUGCUUUGUGUUGACAAUAUUCGUACCGAAACCACCGGCCAAGCUUCUGUGAGGACUCGAAAGAUUUAUCUAAUCCUAUUUAGAUUAAUUUACCAGUGAAUAGUUUUAAGUUUCGUCAGUAGUUAAUCGGCUGUGUGUGUGUGUGUGUGUGUGUGUGUGUGUGUGUGUGUGUGUGUGUGUGUGUGUGUGUAAUUUGAAUUGAGGUUUCGUUCACGCUUCGUCUGUGAGUGCGUUUUAUCAAGAAAGACUCGAGUGAUUUUCCGUCCUGUGGACAGGUUUUUGUGUACGUAAGUUACGUAAGCAUGUGUUAUCACGACUGUACGUCAAUGACGUAAAGAAAUCUUUCUGGAUAUCCAGUGAAACUAAAGUUGCACGUUUUUUUUUUUUGCAAAAUUCCCAUAGUCGUCAUCGCAGGCUAUCGUUACACACUUGGAAUAUAUGUAUAAUGUCAGUAACUAUCAGUGAUAUUGAAAAUAUUACUACAAAUCACCGAGGUGUAAUAAAACAAAGUUAUUUUUCAA
This is a messenger RNA of Neodiprion fabricii, 2282 nucleotides long. Its product is annotated as synaptic vesicle glycoprotein 2A-like. The record is from RefSeq and is a predicted model, not a curated record. The transcript has 13 exons. Gene Ontology annotation, molecular function: transmembrane transporter activity. The coding region runs from base 164 to 1813 and encodes 549 amino acids. Gene Ontology annotation, biological process: transmembrane transport. Lineage: Eukaryota; Metazoa; Arthropoda; Insecta; Hymenoptera; Diprionidae. Gene Ontology annotation, cellular component: membrane.